Messenger RNA from Drosophila eugracilis, 1059 nucleotides. Its product is annotated as antigen 5 like allergen Cul n 1. NCBI's taxonomy places the organism in Eukaryota, Metazoa, Arthropoda, Insecta, Diptera, Drosophilidae. The record is from RefSeq and is a predicted model, not a curated record.
GACUUAGUCCCCGAUCUCGGUUCUGUGAUCAUUCAAACGGAAACAUCCAAUAAAGACGGCCACGCUCAUUGGCCAGAAUCUGAUUGAAAGUGCCAACUCCAAAGUGAUAGACGAAGGAUCCCUAAUUAGUAUUACAUAAGUGUUAAAGUUUAUUUUUGAGAUUAUAAUAGAAAAUAUGUCAGCUUUAAUCUAUGGAACUGCCUUGCUGGCCGUCUUGCACUUAGUCCUGGCAAAGGACUACAGCUGGUGUGAUCCUACUCUCUGCGAGAAUGGUGUCAAGCACAUCGCCUGCCGUAAUACCGGACAAUUUGCCAGACGUUGUCAGCCUGAUGCUGUCCAAGUGGAUAUAAGCCGCCACAAGGGAGAUUUUCUGCAUGCCCAUAACAAGAGAAGAAACUUCCUGGCCUUAGGAAAAGUGCCAGGAUAUUAUCCCGCUGCCCGAAUGGCCACAAUGGUGUGGGAUGAUGAACUGCAGUACCUGUCCAUGCUGAACUCCCGAACCUGCAAGCUCGACCACGAUGAUUGCCACAACACCUACAGAUAUGCCAACGCAGGACAAAAUCUCUGCGCCGUCUGGCGUCCUAGGGAUCCCUAUGUGAAUGUUACCAGUUUGGUGGAGGAGUGCUUGGGCCUCUGGUUCAACGAAUAUUCCCUGAUAGACAGCAGCUUUAUCGAUGCCUUCAAAGUCACCUCUAUUUUUGAGGACUAUGGACACUUUGCUGAGAUGAGUGUGGACAAGAGUUUCGCGCUGGGCUGCUCCAUCAUGAGAUUCACACGUCCCGACUAUCCAUCCGUGUUUAUCUACAACUUUAUCUGCAACUACGCUUCACUGUACGCCCUGGGAGCUCCUGUCUAUGAAACUGGACAUCCGGCAUCGAGGUGCACCACGGGCAAGAGCCACUUCUAUCCAGGAUUGUGUUCCACCCGCGAGGUGUACGAUCCCAAUUGGUAAUAGUUAACCAUCCCAGGGGGAUUCCCUCCACUCAGGUACAACUGCCAAGAGUAUUUAGUAACCCUUAAGCUUUAGAACGAAUACAAACCAAUAAAUGAUCGCAUCGA